Messenger RNA from Lytechinus variegatus (green sea urchin), 2181 nucleotides. RefSeq names its product PITH domain-containing protein 1-like (gene pithd1). Gene Ontology annotation, cellular component: nucleus. The record is from RefSeq and is a predicted model, not a curated record. Bases 38 to 661 code for a protein of 207 amino acids. The transcript has 6 exons. NCBI's taxonomy places the organism in Eukaryota, Metazoa, Echinodermata, Echinoidea, Temnopleuroida, Toxopneustidae.
UAAUUUGCAAACUGCUAUUUCACCAUUGAUCUUCACGAUGUCUCACGGACACAGUCACGGAUGUGGAGGACAUGACCACGAUCAUGAUAGCCCUGACAGAGGAGCCUUAUUCUCCCUUUACACGAAAAUCGAUACAGAAAGAUUAGAAUGUCUGAAUGAAUUGAAGGACGGAUCCGGGAAGCUGGUUUUUAAACCAUGGGACGAGCGGCUCGAUUUUUCCAAGUUCGUUGAGAGUGACGAUGAUGAAGAACUUUUAUUCAAUAUUCCAUUCACCGGCAACGUCAAGCUGAAGGGUGUUAUUGUUAUUGGAGGAGAAGAUGAUAGUCAUCCAUCGGAAAUGAGGCUGUUUAAGAAUCAACCUCACAUGACGUUUGAUGAUGUCCAGUCUGAGCCUGAUCAAAUGUUUGAAAUGCACAGAGACUCUACUGGAGAUCUAGAGUAUGCCACAAAGGCCGCCCGCUUUUUCAAUGUCAACCACUUGUCCAUUCACUUUUCCAAAAACUUUGGAGCAGACACCUCAAAGAUCUACUACAUCGGUCUUAAAGGAGAAUUUAGUGAGGCCCCAAGGCAGGGUAUUUUGCUGGUGAGUUAUGAAGCACAAGCCAAUCCUAAAGAUCACAAAACGGAUCUACAUGAAAACGUCCAACAUCAGAUUAGAUAGUCUCCAAUCUCCAGACCAAACCAAGUUAGUUUACUGACAUAGUUUGGCGAACUAUUAUUUGCAUUAUGAAUUUUUUUUGGUAAUGUUUUUGUGGUAAUCAUUUCAGCUGGCUCUGUUUAAAUCAUUGAAAAGUUGUUUUUUAUACCAGUUUAAACUGUUUCUUUAUUGAAUUAUUGCUCCUGGACAAAACUGAUAUUGGAAUUAAUAGAGUAAAAUUGAAAAGGUAAACCAAUUCAAGUUUCACCAAAGCCAGAUGAUGAGCGACAAAAAUAUGAUACUUAUAAGUUCUAUAUUAUUUUGAUAAAACAGUUUGAUACAUUUCAUCAGGACUUGUGAUGAAUUAUGGAUGAUGUAAUAUUUUUCCCAAUUAUGUAAUUUAAAUAUUCCAAGUGUCUGUAAAAAGAUAGUGGAAACAAGAUUUAUUGUUUUAUAUAAAAUGGUGUUGUAGAUCCUGAUGAAGUGAUUGACUGAAAUCUGUAUAAAUUAUUUCUUGAGUUUUUCUUCAAAAACUUCCUUAAUGUUUCUAAAGAAAACUUUAUUGGAGUUUAAAAAGGUUGAAGAUAUACCAUGAUUAGUAUUAAUCAGUUAUGAAUCUUUUACUGGAAUUUCAUGAAAAUUAUUGUAACUCACAAUUCUCUGUACUCACGAUGUUUCACCAACCACUAUUGCAGGCAUGCCAUCUGUUCCCUAGAGUUAUUUGUUCCCUUUUUUUUGCUAUAAAUACACCAAUACUUUUUUUGUAUGAUUUGUUACUUUUUUAAUAUUUCCAAUCAUGGAGUAUGUAUUAUACAGUGUGUGACACUAGUGCUGGUACAAAAGUCCCAGACCAGUAACAAUCACUGUUAGGGCCAGUAACUUGUUGGAUGAAAAGAGCAAGUGAAUUCUUGCCUACAAGCACAUGUUUAAAAAAGGAUGAAUCAUCAAAUUUUCAAGUAGAGUCAUUUCACAUGUUUUUUCCACCGAUCCCACUACAACAAGCUGACGAUUGUUACAUUGAGACAAAUUUAUAGAAAUACUCUUUUUUUGUCAAAAAAUACUUUUUUUUGUCAAUUUUUUUUUUUACUUGUAAGAAUACCCUUUUUUUGGUUGUAGAAGUUUGGCAGGUCUGCUAUUUGCUUCAUCAGGCAAAUGAAACAUCUGCACUCUUCAAGUUUAACUGGAUGAAUCAUAACAUUCAUGGAUUUAUACCAUGAAUAGUGUUAACAAAUUCAAUGAGGAAAACAGUUAUUUCCUAAACAUCUCAAUAUUUGCAAUAGUACCGGUUUUUCAUAAUGGAAAUGGCACAGCCAACCUUAUCAGAUUUUCAACUUUUGUCUGAAAAAUAUCACAUUACAUUUAAAUUUAUUUUGUUUUCAUUGAAAAAGAGGUAUCAAAUACCAUUAUUUUUUCAUGAAGAGAAAAUGUGUGAGUAUGUGUUAUCUGUGUAUUAUAAAUACAGUUACACCUCGUAAUUCCGAAGGUUCUUUAUUCCGAAGAUUCGUAAUUCCGAAACACGUAAAUUGUCUAUACCUCGAUGUUCG